AUGCGGGAGUUGGUGAUACUCAUCGUAGUUGCCCUCACCAGCAUCAGAGCAGCGUCGAUCAAUCAUGACAUGGUGAAGCCAUUCGCACAGCCCGAACCUAUCACCAUCGCCGAAAAAGCUGCCGUCAAGUUCAAGCCUUCACUUGCAGUAAAGUCUGGAUGCCACCCAUACCCUAUCGUGAACGCCGCCGGCGAUACGAGUACCGGCUUGGAAGGAACGGGACCUCCUGACGGUGGAUGUGAAGGUCCAGAGUUGGGGUCGCAGGUGUACAGUCGAUCGACAUGGUGCGAGGACAAGUGGGCCAUCAUGUACGCGUGGUAUUUCCCUAAAGACAUACAGAAUAGAGGCCUCGUCAAGACGGGUGUUCGGCACGAUUGGGUGAACUUGGUUGUGUGGCUCGACAAUCCAGCUCUAGUUAAGCCGGCAAUGUUAGCAACUUCGGCGUCUACGUAUGGUAAUCUGUACGUCAUCAGUAAGCCACCCAAGACAUCAGACGUCAUCAAUGGCACCACGCCGAAGCUGCGGUACGAUGAGGACGGCUAUGAAGCGUGGCACACUGUUUUUCAGUUCCACGAGGAAGGAGAAUACCAGGAUCUCAUCCAGUGGAACCAACUGACGGAUGCGGCCCGCGAGGCCUUGACAAACACCGACUUUGGUGUUUUUGGCCAUGUGCCUUUCAUUGACGCGUUCUUUGAAACCAACCUCAAGGAAGCAUCGACGUACAACUUGUACAACAGACGUCAUCGACAUGGCGGUGCAUCAAUCUGGGAAUAG
Messenger RNA from Phytophthora nicotianae INRA-310, 774 nucleotides. RefSeq lists its product as hypothetical. NCBI's taxonomy places the organism in Eukaryota, Oomycota, Peronosporomycetes, Peronosporales, Peronosporaceae. The transcript has a single exon. The coding region runs from base 1 to 774 and encodes 257 amino acids. The record is from RefSeq and is a predicted model, not a curated record.